AUGCUCAGCUUAGAAAUAUUGAAUCUUUCCCACAAUGAGCUCUCUGGUUCCAUCCCAAACACUUUCAACCAAAUGUUAAGCCUGACAUCUGUUGAUAUAUCCUACAAUCAGUUGGAGGGCCCUCUUCCAAGUAACAAAGACUUUCGAGAGCUCCAACAGAGGCAUUUACAAAUAAUAAAGGCUUGUGUAGCAACAUCACUGGGUGCCUUUGGAAGUGUAUAUAGAGCUAAGCUGCAAAGCGGUCAAGUUGUUGCUGUGAAGAAACUUCAAGCAUUAGAGAAUGAUGACGGGGUGGCCAGUUUGAAAACUUUAACUAGUGAGGUUCAAGCACUAACAGAUGUAAGGCAUCGCAACAUUGUGAGGCUCCUUGGUUUCUGUUUGCAUCCGCGACAUGCCUUCUUGGUUUAUGAGUUCAUGGAAAGGGGAAGCUUGGAGAAGAUGCCAGGCAACGAUGAAGCAGCAACACAGUUUGGAUGGAUUGAGAGGGUAAAUGUUAUUAAAGGUAUAGUGAAUGCUUUAGCCUACUUGCACCAUGACUGCUCACCUCCAAUAAUUCAUCGAGACAUAUCCAGCAAGAAUAUUUUGUUAGAUUCAGAGCAUGAGGCAAUCCUCUCUAAUUUUGGCAUAGCUAGGCUUUUGGAAGCCAGACUCAUCCAAUUGGACCUCAUUUGCAGGCACCAUUUCUUUGGAAGCCAUCCAGGAGAUUUCAUCACAUUUUUAUCAACAUCAACAUCAUCAUCAUCAACUGCCCAUCAUUCACUGCUGAAAGAUGUGUUGGACCAACGUCUCUCACAGCCGAUGAAUGAAGUUGCGGAGGAUGUGGUCUUUAUGAUGAAGCUAGCUCUUGCAUGCCUGCUAUCCAGUCCACAGUCUCGGCCAACAAUUCAACAAGCUUCUCAACAGUUAUCAGAUCAAAAGCAGCCUUUACCAGAGGGGAUCCACACGAUAACAUUUGGACAACUGUCUGAUUUAAUGUAA
Messenger RNA from Cornus florida, 978 nucleotides. RefSeq names its product MDIS1-interacting receptor like kinase 2-like. Gene Ontology annotation, biological process: protein phosphorylation. NCBI's taxonomy places the organism in Eukaryota, Viridiplantae, Streptophyta, Magnoliopsida, Cornales, Cornaceae. Gene Ontology annotation, molecular function: protein binding; protein kinase activity; ATP binding. The transcript has 3 exons. The coding region runs from base 1 to 978 and encodes 325 amino acids. The record is from RefSeq and is a predicted model, not a curated record.